Sphaeroforma arctica JP610 is the source of this 440-nucleotide messenger RNA. RefSeq lists its product as hypothetical. Lineage: Eukaryota; Ichthyosporea; Ichthyophonida. The record is from RefSeq and is a predicted model, not a curated record. The transcript has a single exon. The annotation marks the transcript as partial.
GCAAACGCACAUGCUGUGAAAAGGAGCAGUACGAUGAACCCAAAGAAUGUAGAGAUGCGAACGUUCACUGCGGUCACGGAUAUGAGCUAUUGGAUCGUGAGAAGUGCUAUGCAAAGGGAGAUGACUGUGAGUCGGGGCUGCCUGACUGUAAUCAACACACUUGUUGUGAGAAGCGCAAACCAUCGAGCCCACGCGAUCUUACAGGCAACUACUACAAGUGUGGUGAUAUAUCAUCUGACAAGUGCAAACAUGGUUAGAAGCACGACACCGAAUGCUGUCGGUACACUAAAAAAUGUGGCCACUACGCUUCAAUCAAAUGCGGCACUUCUCAUUGCUGCAAGUAAGUUCAGAUUAUAGUGGCAAUGUAUUCAAAAGCGGUUGCCCAUAGUAUUAUGAUAUAUUUAACAAAUAAAUAUCCACUUAGUACAAUGUCACUUCGG